This is a messenger RNA of Cotesia glomerata, 959 nucleotides long. RefSeq names its product leptin receptor gene-related protein. Gene Ontology annotation, cellular component: endosome. Bases 222 to 635 code for a protein of 137 amino acids. NCBI's taxonomy places the organism in Eukaryota, Metazoa, Arthropoda, Insecta, Hymenoptera, Braconidae. The transcript is spliced from 4 exons. The record is from RefSeq and is a predicted model, not a curated record. Gene Ontology annotation, biological process: late endosome to vacuole transport via multivesicular body sorting pathway.
AAACAGUAUUUCUAACCUAAAGGUUUAUGAGGUUUAUGGAGAAUGAUCGUUACGGUUAAUUUACAUAGUUAGCGUCAAAACACUCUUUUUAACGCAACGAGAAGUAUUUUUUUAUUUAAAAGAAAGUAAAACUAAAAACGAAGAAAGAUAAUUUACAUUAAAAAGGAGUUGACUGCCGAUGACUAAAUUUUUACUUUAGUUGGUUGCAAAAUUUAUCGACAAUGGCUGGGAUUAAAGGUUAUACUUGGCUGGUUACACUUGCGUUCGCUGGCUCCAUAGGAAUGACAUUUGUUAUUCUGGCAUGUGCACUUCCAUCUUAUCAAGUAUGGUGGCCGCUAUUUGUAGUCUUAUUUUAUGUACUUGCACCUAUUCCAACGCUCAUAGCACGCCGUUACACAGAAGAUUCGGGUAGUAAUAGUAAUCCAUGUUUGGAACUUGCUAUUUUUAUUACUAUGGGCAUCGUUGUAUCGUCAUUUGCAUUACCAAUUGUUUUAGCACGUUCACCAGCUGACAAAGGAACCAUUGAAUGGGGUGCCUGCUGGCUCACACUUGCCGGAAACUUUGUAGUUUAUUUAACAUUACUUGGUUUCUUUAUUACAUUUGACCAAGACGAUGCUGAUUAUAGUAUGUGGUGAACAAAUUUUUUGUAUACAAUGUACUUUUAUUAUUUACGUAUAAAACGAAGAGUACUAAAAAAAUAUAAAAUUAUUAAAUUUGAUAAUCAAAUUUAUUACUCAAAGUAAUCAGCAUUGUUGCAUUUCAUUAGUAUUCAUUUUUUUCUAAGUUAAAAUGUAAACGAUAAAAAAAAUCAAUUCGCGAGAACAUUGACUGAUGACUACGCUUUAAUUUUAUUCCGAUUCAAAACUGACAUCUACUAAGUAAAAUUGCACCACUAACUUGUAUUAAACAAUAUUAAUUCCGUAGAACUUUAUUAAUAAAUAAUUUAAUUAUGUAUUUAA